AUGUCCAUGAAAGCCACUCUUGAAUCACGCAGCAAUUCAUCUCGAACCCCGCUCAUUGUUCUCGGCGUAAUAGGCGGAACCCUCAUCUUCCUGGCAAUGAGUGGCACUCUAUUAUACCUCUUCUCUCGCAAGGAGCGGGCCAGACGACGCAAUGCGCUUGCACAGGAGGUCGAGACUUUCUCUCCCCUGCAACCACCCCCAGCAUACAAAGUAGACGACUUGCGAGCGCCUCGUCCCCACUCUGCACAUCCCCGGCCGCUCUCCUCCUUUGCGCCGGACUUGAGUCGACACGACCAGUUCCCACGGGCAUCCUACGAACAGCCCCCACCAUAUCUCAAUCUACCAACAUAUGACCCCUCCAGAUACCAAUCAAGUCACCCUUUAUCCAACGAGCUCAAUGCACAUCCCCAUCCAACCGCCUAUCCCUAUUCCAACCAACCCAUGCCACACCCCCAGGGUCCUGGUCCAUCUUCCCGCUUGAGUGCAGUGCAUUACAACAAUGACGCCCGGCCGUCCCUGUCCUUGUCGCGACCGCUUUCAAUGGUAGGCCAGGUGCCUCCAGGCCCUGGAGCUGGACCUGUGUCUGUGCCUGCAGCAGUGCCCAGACCGAGACGCCAGACGGGUAUGCCUCCACCCCCUGAACGGCCAAGACAGGAGGGCCGCGAACGGAGUGUGUCUGAGCCAAUGCUACUCCAACCUGCAGGACCAAGACGACCUAAGCCUGUCCUGUCGCGGCUGAUCACCAAUUUCCGUUGA
Molecule: messenger RNA, 756 nt
Organism: Penicillium nucicola
Lineage: Eukaryota; Fungi; Ascomycota; Eurotiomycetes; Eurotiales; Aspergillaceae
Product: EGFR-like transmembrane domain-containing protein
Exons: 2
Coding region: 1-756 (251 amino acids)
Source: RefSeq, a predicted model, not a curated record